Molecule: messenger RNA, 1093 nt
Organism: Polypterus senegalus (gray bichir)
Lineage: Eukaryota; Metazoa; Chordata; Cladistia; Polypteriformes; Polypteridae
Exons: 3
Coding region: 143-874 (243 amino acids)
Source: RefSeq, a predicted model, not a curated record
CCAUCCCGCAUUGAAGCGACAGCCACUUGAGAUGAAGACUGUGGAGGAGUGAGGCGGGAGUUUCAAUGAGGUUAGAGCGUUUCCCGUCACCGACAGACAGAGGAGAAAAAAAGGAAAAUCUGCCAUAUACUGUAACAUUUAAAUGGAUGUGAAAGAGGAGACGUGUGACGCCGACAUGAAUAUCAUGGAGGAGAGGACCGUAAAUGUUAAGGAGGAGUACUGUGAACGGGAGAGCGUCCAACCUAAACAGGAGAGUCUGGGCAUUAAAGAAGAGGUGCGUGAACUGGGGUCAGUGAGUAUUAAAGAGGAGGAUGAAGAGAAGUGUGUCAGCACUGAGAUACACAACUAUAGGAGUAUGGAGAGCAUCAAGAAAGAUGACCAUAAUUACGAACAUCAAGAUGGAGCAGUUACUGGGUUAGUCUCUUCACGUAGCAGACACUCUUCAUCUCCGGAGUCUUCUAUCAAUUUAAAACAUGAAUCACUACAGUCUGACACACAGGGGACUGAAGGAAUUUCAUAUCCUAAAACACAGGAGGGUCAGCCAUCACCUAAGACGUCAUCUAAAACAAUUUCUUCAGAAGCCAUGUUGUUCCGAGUUAUCAUUGCCCCUGAUGACAUUAGAAGAGUUUCACCUGAAAGCCGUCCAGACACAGUAGAUGAGCUGGUCGCCAUAUUGUGCAAAGAACUAGGUGUUUUGGUCCUGCAAUUUGAAGACCCAGCUUUCCAAAAUGAACUUUGUAACUUAACCAACAUAUCUGACCUGCCUGAAGGGAGGGCAACGCUGAAGAUAAUACAGAAGACCACUCCUCUGUCUUCAGUUGACUGCCAGCUCUCUGACUCGUCUUUAGACACUGCCAGCUUAGACACCUCUUAAGAAGACUCACCUUGCAUUCAUCUUCGAGAGUGGCCAGAUCCAUUUGUCAUUCCAACUUGCUCCUCUGACGUUGAACUUAAACUCAAGCAAGGGAAUGAAUCUUAUUUAAAUAAUGGCUCCCUCUUAAAUGUAUUGUUGACACUUUGUCUAUGGUGUCAUUUCUUGUGACUGAAGACAGAGAGAUAUAAUUAAAGUUAAUAAAAAUCUUUUAUUGAUACA